Messenger RNA from Camellia sinensis, 1693 nucleotides. RefSeq names its product delta-aminolevulinic acid dehydratase, chloroplastic. Gene Ontology annotation, molecular function: porphobilinogen synthase activity; zinc ion binding. Gene Ontology annotation, cellular component: cytosol. Gene Ontology annotation, biological process: heme biosynthetic process. Lineage: Eukaryota; Viridiplantae; Streptophyta; Magnoliopsida; Ericales; Theaceae. The record is from RefSeq and is a predicted model, not a curated record.
CGUGGCCUUAAAAACGUUACAAAAAACCCACAACCGCUUCUAAGUUUUGGUAGACGACGAAGUUGACAAGACUACUGAAUUGUUCAGAUAAGCUCCUCCUCUCUCUCUCUCUCCGCCGCUGCUUCUUCACAUCACAUCUAAGGAACAUAGUGAUUUAUUGAGCUUAUAUGGCUUCGAUUGUGGUUAAUUUGCCUUGUAAUGUUGGAGCAAUCAAGGGUUUGGAUUGUGCAAACUAUGUGGGUUUAAAACCAUCUGUGAAUCAUAAUUUUGUAUGUGUUCGUCCCCAAAGCAAAGCAUGUAAUCGUCGUCGAUUGUUGAUUGUGAGAGCGAGCGAAACGUGUGAUGGACCGAUGAGGAAGAUGGGUUUGAGUGAUGAGGAAUGUGAGGCUGCUGUGGUAGCUGGGAAUGUGCCCCAAGCUCCUCCUGUUCCCCCAAAACGUGCUCCACCAGCUGGAACCCCUGUUGUCCCUGCGCUUCCACUUAAUAGGCGCCCUCGUCGUAAUAGGAAAUCACCAGCAGUGAGAGCAGCAUUUCAAGAAACAAUCUUAACACCUGCGAAUUUCGUAUAUCCACUUUUCAUCCAUGAAGGUGAAGAGGACACACCUAUUGGGGCUAUGCCUGGAUGCUAUAGGCUUGGUUGGAGACAUGGACUUGUGGAAGAGGUGUCAAAGGCCCGGGAUGUUGGUGUUAACAGUGUUGUGCUCUUCCCAAAAGUUCCUGAUGCUUUAAAGUCUCCCACAGGUGUUGAAGCAUAUAAUGAUAAUGGAUUAGUGCCUCGAGCGAUACGGUUGCUCAAAGACAAGUAUCCUGAUCUUGUUAUCUACACUGACGUUGCUUUAGAUCCAUAUUCCUCUGAUGGCCAUGAUGGCAUUGUUAGAGAAGAUGGAGUCAUAAUGAAUGAUGAAACUGUGCAUCAGUUGUGUAAGCAGGCCGUCUCACAGGCCCGAGCAGGAGCAGACAUUGUCAGUCCCAGUGACAUGAUGGAUGCUGAAACUGUAGGAGCAAUUCGAGCAGCUCUUGAUGCUGAAGGUUUUCAUCAUGUGUCUAUCAUGUCAUACACAGCAAAGUAUGCAAGUUCGUUUUAUGGUCCCUUCCGUGAAGCACUAGAGUCAAAUCCACGAUUUGGGGACAAGAAAACUUAUCAGAUGAACCCAGCCAAUUAUAGGGAGGCACUGGUUGAGGCCCGUGAAGACGAGUCUGAAGGAGCUGAUAUCCUUCUGGUAAAACCAGGUCUUCCUUACUUGGAUAUCAUUAGGCUUCUUCGCGAUAACUCCCCCUUGCCAAUUGCUGCAUAUCAGGUUUCGGGUGAAUACUCAAUGAUUAAGGCGGGUGGGGUUCUGAAAAUGAUUGAGGAGGAAAGGGUCAUGAUGGAGUCUCUAAUGUGCCUCCGACGCGCAGGUGCUGACAUUAUUCUCACAUAUUUUGCUCUUCAAGCUGCUAGAUGUUUAUGUGGUGAGACUUAAUAAGAGAAUUAGAUUUUGCUAGAUGUGAGAGGCUCCAUUAGAAAUUUAAUAUCUUAGGCUUUAUGUAUAUUUGACCUUAGAAUCAGACUAUUGUUGGGAAUAAGAUUCUUGAAAUAUUGGUUUAUUGUUAUCUUGUUGUACCAGUGCUACAUAUAUAUAUAUUGUGAUGUUCUCACAUCACAGCUGUGAUGUCACUACUUAGUGGCAUUGUUAUUGUUAUUUGGAGACAA